This is a messenger RNA of Carassius gibelio (silver crucian carp), 6759 nucleotides long. Its product is annotated as ephrin type-A receptor 3. Bases 186 to 3140 code for a protein of 984 amino acids. The transcript has 17 exons. Gene Ontology annotation, molecular function: ATP binding; transmembrane-ephrin receptor activity; protein binding. Gene Ontology annotation, cellular component: neuron projection; plasma membrane. Gene Ontology annotation, biological process: cell surface receptor protein tyrosine kinase signaling pathway; protein phosphorylation; axon guidance. The record is from RefSeq and is a predicted model, not a curated record. Lineage: Eukaryota; Metazoa; Chordata; Actinopteri; Cypriniformes; Cyprinidae.
UGACGCCCCCCUUCAUCCCGCUCGCUGUGGCCAGGGAGUGCAGCUCAUGCCAGUGUCGGAUCUUCUUUCAAGCGGGCGCGCUGUUUCCUCUCCAGCUCAGACUCAGUUCAGUUCUCCAGCGCAGCCACCGGCUCACCAGCCCCAAGUUUACGCACAGGGAUGCGGGCGCGUGGAGCCGCGUGAAAAUGGCUCGCUUUAGGAUUUACUCUUUCCUUGCUCCUUUUCAUAUAUUGGUGUUGUGUCAAGCCUUGAGGAAUUAUCCAGAUAAUGAAGUUACUCUACUCGACUCUAUGUCUGCCCCAGGUGAUCUGGGUUGGGAAGCGUAUCCAUCAGAGGGGUGGGAGGAGAUCAGUGUUAUGGAUGAGAGGAACAUUCCUAUGAGGACGUACCAGGUGUGCAAUGUAAUGGAAGCCAAUCAGAACAACUGGUUGCGCACUGGACUGAUCCAGCGAGAAGGUGCUCAACGAGUCUACGUGGAGAUCAAAUUCACUCUACGUGACUGCAACAGCCUUCCGGGAGUCCCUGGGACCUGUAAGGAGACGUUUAAUGUGUACUACCACGAAUCUAACAAUGCCGUCGCUGCACCUUUGCGGCACAUUCGAGAAAGCCAAUAUGUCAAGAUUGACACUAUAGCGGCUGAUGAGAGCUUUACGCAGACAGACGUUGGAGAUCGUGUCAUGAAGUUGAAUACGGAAGUGCGAGACAUCAGUGGUCUCAGUAAGAGGGGCUUGUACCUGGCGUUUCAAGACCUGGGUGCUUGCAUUGCUCUGGUGUCGGUGAGAGUCUUUUAUAAGCGCUGUCCUCUGGCGGUGCUAAAUUUGGCCCGUUUCCCGGACACAGUGACGGGUGGCGAUUCAGCACUGGUGGAGGUGCGUGGAACUUGUGUGGAGGAUGCGGAAGAGCUGGAGGCACCACGGAUGUUUUGCAGUGCUGACGGAGGUUGGCUGGUGCCCAUCGGCCGCUGUGUGUGCCGGCCAGGAUUCGAGGAGGUAGAUGGACACUGCCAACCAUGUCGGUCAGGCUUCUACAAGGCCUCUGCUAUGGAUGCAUACUGUGUGAAGUGCCCCCCACACAGUUACUCCCACCAGGACAAGGCCUCUGAGUGUGUGUGUGAGAGAGGCUUCUACAGGGCCGAAUCAGACCCUCGCUCUAUGGCAUGCACAAGACCACCUUCGGCACCCGGCAAUCCCAUUUCCAUGGUGAACGAGACUGCAGUCACUCUAGAAUGGAGUCCUCCUCGUGAAAGUGGUGGACGUGGAGAUGUCACCUACAGCGUCCACUGCAGGAAAUGCUCUGGAGAAGCAGGGGCUGCAGGAGAUGGUGAGAAGUGCGUUCCCUGUGGCAGCGGUCCGCAUUUCAACCCCAGGCAGUUUGGCUUGACGCACCCCAGAGUUCUGGUGACAGAACUGCAGCCUCACACCAAUUACACCUUCAACAUUGAAGCCCUGAACGGAGUGUCAGAUCUUAGCCCCAGUCCACGUCAUCUAGUGUCCGUCAACAUCACCACCAGCCAGACAGUGAGUGUCAUCUUAAAGGAAAGGAAGGGCACCGACAGUGUAACGCUGGCAUGGCAGGGUCCAGAACCUUCUGACGGGACUGUAGUGGAAUAUGAAGUCACCUAUUAUGAAAAGAACCAGCAGGAUCAGAACUACACUGUGCUGAAGACCAAAUCCAACAGUAUGACGGUGGAAGGCCUCAAGCCGGGAACCACAUACAUCUUCCGGAUCCGAGCCCGUACAGAUGGAGGCUAUGGGAACUACAGGGGAGAAAUUGAGUUGGAGACGAGCCAUGAAGAUAUGCUUGCGGUUGGAGAUCCAAACCAGCAAACCAUACUGGCCAUCUCUGUGGCAGGCGGUGCAGUGCUUCUGGUCUUGCUAGUGGCCUGUUUUGUUGUGAGUGGAAGGCGCUGUGGAUAUAUUAAAGCAAAGCAAGACCCUGAGGAAGAGAAAAUGCAGUUUCAGCAUGGACGAGUCAAACUUCCCGAAACCCGCACGUAUAUUCACCCGCAUACAUAUGAGGACCCCAACCAGGCGGUGCGAGACUUCGCCAAGGAGAUCGAAGUUUCCAACAUACGGAUUGAGAGAGUUAUUGGGGCUGGUGAGUUUGGAGAGGUCUGCAGUGGCCGUCUGAGGCUGCCCAGUAAGAGGGAGAUCCAGGUGGCCAUCAAGAGUCUGAAAGCCGGAUAUUCAGAGCAGCAGAGACGUGACUUUCUGGGUGAAGCAAGCAUUAUGGGCCAGUUUGACCAUCCCAACAUCAUUCGACUGGAAGGAGUCGUCACUAGAUGUAAGCCUGUGAUGAUAGUGACAGAGUACAUGGAAAAUGGAUCUCUGGACACGUUUUUGAAGAAACACGACGGGCAGUUCACGGUGAUCCAGCUGGUGGGAAUGAUGCGUGGGAUAGCUGCGGGAAUGCAGUACCUCUCAGAGAUGAACUAUGUGCAUCGGGAUUUGGCGGCACGGAACAUUCUGGUGAACGGAAACCUGGUGUGUAAAGUGUCUGACUUUGGGCUGUCGCGCGUGUUAGAGGACGAUCCAGAGGCAGCAUACACUACACGGGGGGGUAAGAUUCCCAUUCGAUGGACAGCCCCUGAGGCCAUCACCUACAGGAAGUUCACAUCAGCCAGUGAUGUGUGGAGUUACGGCAUUGUCAUGUGGGAGGUGAUAUCCUAUGGGGAACGACCGUACUGGGAAAUGUCCAAUCAGGACGUGAUAAAAGCUGUAGAUGAAGGCUACAGGCUACCGGCUCCAAUGGACUGUCCGGUGGUGCUUCACCAGCUCAUGUUAGACUGCUGGGAAAAGAACCGCAGCGAUCGGCCGAAAUUUGGGCAGAUUGUCAACACUCUGGACAGGCUGAUCCGGAACCCUAGCAGCCUGAAGCAGCUGGCCAACACUGCAAUCUGGGAGGACCCAGUGACUCCUGAGGCAGGGGUCCGCACGGUGGAAGACUGGCUGGACUUGAUUAAAAUGGGUCAGUACAAGGAACACUUCUCCAGCGCCGGCUAUGUCACCCUGGACUCAGUUCUGUAUGUCAGCGCCAGUGAACUGGAUAAGAUGGGUGUAGCACUGGCAGGCCAUCAGAAAAAGAUCUUGUCUAGCAUCCAGUGUCUUCAGGCACACCAUGGGAUUCAGGUCCAGGUAUAGCGCCUCCCCUCAACGCCCUCAAACCUGUUCCGCUUCCCCUGAUGAGGAGAUUGAGAGCGUUCUUGCCACAUGGAAGCGUCUUGCUGCAAAAUGACUCUAUUUUAGCUCUCUACCAGCACUGAAGUUCAUCAGCCCUUAUGGAGAACGGGCCGGUACCUUCCCCUUUGUGUCCAGCAUCCAGAAAGGCAGUGGAUCGCUUGCAGAUGUCCGAGAUUGGGAACUUGGAUAUCGAUCCAUCCAAGUGAAGUAAGAACAAGAAUCAACACCAUGUGACAUCACAGCACUGUGAACAUCACGCUUCACUCCUCAUUGUACAGAAGAAAGACCUUGAGAAGAAACACCGACUGUGUCUUGUGAAUCUUUGAACUGUUUUGCGAGCUAUACUAGUAUAAUUUUCUUCGAUAAGACGCUUAACGUGAAAUGCGACGGUGAGGAAACCUUCAGUGCAAACCUGUGUACGUGGAAGUAGUUUAGAAACCUUGAGACUCGCCUUUAGAAAGCAAUGAAGCACUGAUCUCUCUUUCGCAUACGCACACAUUUAAAUGCUACAUAGAAGGGCCGCUCCUUGACCCCAAAUGCCACUCCGGACUGCUUCCAUCAAGCCCUCAGCAGCGUCUUCGGAAUAUGUCAAUUCCACCGUAGAGAUCCUAGAGUUCGGAGAGCCCACGCUUGUCACUUUUGACAAGUUUUGACAUCCGAUGUGCAGCAACAGAGAAGCGAGAGGCGUUUAAAGAAUGAAAAGCAAUUGUUGCUUCACAAACAGAGACUGGCCAGCGUGACGAUGUCAUGAAGAGGGCAGAUGCUGUCCUUCCUUCACACUGGCAGCAGCUUUCAGUCGUCUUUUUCAACACAUCGAUGUGGCUUUUCUUUGUGUAUUUAAGGUAUUUUGCCUCAUUAAAUGUGUUUUAUCACAAACGUGAGCAUGUGUUUUGAAAGAAGGAGGAAGGAUAUGUGUUGAGCAUUUUAUGAGAGCGACUUUAUUCCUAAAUCAUCCUGGUGUUGAUGGAGCUGCACUCGGUGGACUGUUGAACCUGUGUUUGUGUUGGACCCUGUUUAGCGUAGAGGUACCGAGUGCUUGGUACCUUCAGAUUACAUUUCCAUAUGAUAACAAAAUGGAGGAGCUUAAACAUUUUAGCAUACAAUUUCCAUGUCAUUUCAUGCGCCAUCUUCACAAUCCCGUGUAUAAGGUGUCCGCAACAGAUGCUGGUGCUUUAAAAAUAGCUUCAUCCUCCAAUUUCUGGUUUCUCGCCCCAUGGAAAUGUGUGAUUGAAGAAGAAAAGAUUGUAUUGCAGUAGAACCCGAGACAUUGUACAGUGUUGGUUAUUGUAUUUGUACAGUAAUGACUUAGUGUUUUGAAGGUUUUUGUCAGUUGUAAAUUAAGGCAAGGUGGUAACUCUUAUUUUAACCUUCAACUCUAGCUUUGGACAGACGAGGAUUGUGAGGCUGUAGAAUGUAAUGGAUAAUUUAGCUUUAAAGUGUUGGGGAAAGCUAAGCAUUCUCAGGAUUGUUGUUUGUCACUGAUACACGAUUCAAGAUGGCAGCAAACUCAGUUCUGUCAUCUAUCUAUACGCUUCCUGUUCGAUGCCGUUCGGCUUCAUUGUUCUCAUUUAUGUUUGGUCAUCACAAGUCUUUCAUUUAUACAGUAAAAACACUUUCUGCGUGUUUGUCUUUUUUCCAGUAAAACUAUCUAAACAUCAGAAUUGCUUAAGAUUUUAUGAAUUGUUUACCUUAUGAAUUGUUUACCGUUUAUUUUAUGCUCUAAAGAAAAUGUAGUGGGUUUUAUUUUUUUUAUUUUUUUUUGUCAAUUUAGGACAAUAUUUUUAAUAUACUCAGAAAUAAUUUAUUUACACUACUGUUCAAAAGUUCAAAAAAAUCUCUUUUUAGAAAAAAAAAAGUUUUAUUCAGCAAGGAUGCAUAAAAUUAAUCAAAAUGACCAUAAAGACAUUUAAUUUGCAUAUUUCCCCCCUUUUUAUUUUUAUUAAUGGAAGAAAUCAUGGUUUCUAAAUAAAUUCUAAUACUAUUUCACAAUAUUUUGAUCUAAUAAAUGCAUCCUUGAUGAGCAAAAGAGACCUUUAAAAAAAAAAAAAAAAUAAUAAAUAUGAUCAAACUUUUGAACAAUAGUAUAUCUUAUUUUUUUAUAUAUCUUGCUUUAGUGAUGUUUCUAAAAUAUUUUAUUGGGAAACAAGACAAUACUGAGAAGGUGAAUUAUUUGCCGUGCAGAUGAAAGCCACGUGGGUGAAACGGUAUUGAUUUAAUAAGCACAACAAAAAUUCAAAUUUCAAACAUGAUUCUUUUUUUUUUUUACAUUAUAAUGUUGGCAGACAUUUUCUAAGUGAUGCAGAAGAAACGAAAACAGUGUUAUCCUCAUUCUCUCAUUAUGUAACCUCUUGUGUUCCUUCAGCUCACUGAGUUGAAACCAUAAGGAAGAAUGUUUAUUUCUUCUGCAUAUUUAUUGAUGAAAGUCAAGGUUAUAAUUGUAAUAAUGGGCACAUCUGCUCUGUCCUUUUAGCAAUUCUUAAUUAGGAACUAUUCCUAAUUGUCAAAUUACUGAAACAUAUGUGCCUAUUCCAAUUUGUAAUUUCCCAUGCGGCAACAAUAACAGCGAAUAAUUUAAUGAGGCGUUACAAAAAGCAUCUUCCAACCCAAAACAAUAGACUUUGAAUUCUUAGAGUGAUUUCAAAGUUCUCAUUUUUUCAUGUUUUAAGCUUAUAGCCCACUACUGACACAAACAUGCACACAGACUCUCACAGUUCAAUGCAGUAAACAUGGUCUUGAAGCAUUUUUGACAUUCCUUUUGAUUUCGAGAAAUAAUAAAUGCUGUUUUUUGUGUUUCAUUUCGUGAAAUACUGUUAAUAUGCACAGUAACAUCAUGCAUACGUUGGUCUGUCAGCUUACACAGUCCACACUACCUGUUACUGGGUUACCUGAACAUUGCAUCAGGACCUGGGAUAGACAUUUUUAGCCAAGAUAGUGAACACACAACUUAAACUUUGAUUGCCAGGUUUGAAUAUCAGCCAGGAUUAGCAGUGAGACAGGAGAAUAAAUAAAUGUCACUCAGCGGUGGAGACGUGUAGCGCUGUUUGAAAAAUAUUAAUGAUGUGUCGAAGUCAUGAAUUAAACCUUAGGAGGCCACUCUCUUGUGGCCGAAAGAUUCAGUAUUACAAAAUCUUUAGAUGGUUUUGCAGUCAGCCUCUGUGACUCACUCUACCAAUCAAGACUGUUGUUUUUCGUUGUACGGGUUACCGCACUGUACAUUACAUAAUUAAAUCAUAUCUGGUAUACUUGUGUUGAAGUGUACACUUGCGAUGCACUGUGCAACCCACCUCUAAACUGGAGUACUUCAGCCCUGAGUGUAAAAAGCUUCUUUGGCUUGUAGGUGGUCAGUAAUGGAUACAUGAUCGAAUAAGGCCAUGGAGGGUCACAGAGUCAUUGACUUGAGCAGAGCAGGUCCUCAGUCAGUACCUGAAGAUGUUACCUCUAAUUUUCUGUGUAUCUUUUGUUUUGGAUUUUUCAACAUUGUGAUCAUUUGUGUACCGGUUUGGUUAUUAUAUCAUAAAGCUCUUGUUGAAUUGUAUGCAUUUUAAACAUUGUGUCCAAUAAAUAUGUUAAUAUUUUGAAA